AUGGUCCGGGUCCUUCGCACAUCGGGGGAGUGGUGCAGGAUCUGCCACAACGUCUAUAGGCUGAGGUUCAAGAUGAAAUUCAAAAAGAACUUGAACAAGUUCAAGGCUGCCAUUGCAGAUACGAACCCGAAGAAGCAGAAGGACAGGGAGAGUUUCGAGAAGGCGAAGCUCGAAUACAUCCAUCUGAAGAGCGGGGGGAAGUCUCGCAUCGUGGCAUUGCAGGGCAGGGUGCUCGCCCGCCGGCGCCACAGCGUGACGGUGUUCUACGUUAUGAAGAAGUACACGUCGAAAUUCGGCAACCCGAAGGACACGAAGGCCCGGGUCGUCAACCUGAAGAUCCGCGGCAAGGGGAUGGUGAAGGGGGUCGUCGUGCGCGAGGAGGAGGACGGCGUCUUCCCCAUCAAGCGCUGCACGCACAUCGACUUCGACAGGGAGUACGUGCUGGACGACGGCAGCUGCGUGCUGGACGAGAAUCAGAUGGAGGACAUGCUCGACAUCGGCUCUGAUCUGGACGACGAGAACAUGGGGAAGGAUGUCAUGGAGGACGCUAACUGGGCGGGCGUCCCAUCUGGAGGGAUCCUGAGCAUCGAGGAGACCGCGGCGAGGGUGAAGGCCGCUGAGCUGGCGAGGGAGGCCAACGUAGUCCCUGGCGCUGACGCUGACGAUGACAGCUCGGGCUCGGGCUCAUCUGGGUCCUCAGGAGGGGACGGCGAGAAGGAGUCGGACACGGACUCUCGCUCGGCCAACAGUGACGACGAAGUGGGCACGGUCUGCCCCAGCAGGAAGAAGCCCAAGAUUGAGGCUUCAGCUUCAGCUUCGGUUCCCGCGACGCCGGCAGCCAAGGGGGUCAAGGGUGGCGCGUCGGCGGCAGCUUCAUCGGGGAAGAAGGCGGCGCCGAAACCUGACGGUGACGGCCCCGAGGAGGACGAUGAGGACGGCGAGAAGGAUGUCGAGGCUGACGCGGUGAUCGGCUCCCUGCAGAACAUUGUGAGCAGCUUCUCCGCCGGGGCUUUCGCGAACAAGGAUGGCAGGGCAGGGCAGGCCAGGGCGGCGCGCGAGCAGGCGGACCCACUCAAGGAUGUCACGAACAAGGUGGAGGCUGUCCUCAACGUGACCAAACUGGUGUCUAAAUUCCCCAAUGUCGACUUUGGCCAGCUGGAAUCCGCCUGGGCGGCCCUCAAGGUUCAAAACAUUUCAGUGCCGGCCAAAUUGGAGGCCAAGGUGACCCUGAAGUUCAUUGACACAAAAAUCAAUGGAGAUGCUGGAUGCGAUGACAUACUGCCGCUUAUCAGCCUCAAUGCGCCUUCCGGCACCCCGAAGCCUACCUGGGGCGUCUUUGCCAUCGGGGACGAAGGCUUGAAAGCGGAGACAUGCAGUGAGGCAGCUUGCAAAUUGUUCACCAAGUACUUCUCCUACAGGUUGCCCAAGGAGUUCAUGCCCAAGUUCAUCAGGGUGGCUUUCCCUCAGACCGUGGUGAGCGAGAUCGAGCUGGUGAAGAAGGUGAUGCUCUUGGACACAGUUGAGCCCAAGGCAGUGGAGGUCUGCGUGAAGGCCCAGAAAGAGAACAAGGCGGCGGAGCACAACAUUGUCAGGGCCUUUGCGAUUUCCAAGAUCGGCCGAGGCUACGUGAGGGACUCGGGGGGCAUGGCCAAGGAGAGCCUCAAGGACACGAUGUCCUUCGAAGAGCUCCAGCGGUUCGGUGUGACGGCCAGGGGGCUCCUGGAGAAACUGCAGUCGAUGCCGGAGGACCACCUCGAGGCCCGGCUCAAGCACGCGCAGUCCAACCUCGACCUCUUCAUCAGCAUUCGGGCCAAGCUGCCAGACAACAAGGCCCCGAGGCACAGGGCCGAGCUCGGGACAUCCUGCAACGAGAUCGAGAAGGCCAUCGUGAACGCCAUCAAGGUUGCCAUUGAGAACAUGGCCAAGUCCUGUCAGACGGAUGACGGGGAGAUGCAGCUGAGCAAGAAGGACUUGGAGACGUGCUCGGGCACGCUCCGGGCCGCGCUCGCCCUCUACACAAAGCUGGCCACGACGAUGAAAAUGGACGGCGUGACCGUGACGGAGGAGGCGGAGGUCGAGAAAGUCAAGGCGUUCUCGCUCGCGAUCGGUGCAGAGGUCCGCCGCCUCCAGCAAUUCCCGAACGGAUUCGAGGGCGUCGGGGCAAUGUUGAUCGUCUCGUUCGGCAACGAGCUCGUCGGCAAGUGCUCCAAGGAGGCGCUGCAGGCUGGCUUCGAUUUCUGCAAUGAGUUUUUCGAGGUGGCGGGAACGAGGGGAGCUUUGGUGAAACUCCAGGCCAACAUCGAUGAUUCCAGAGAUGGCGUGAUCAAUUUGAUCCGUGCAAGCAUCGCCCCAAAUGUGGUCAGCGCUCUCCCCUUGGCCGAAGGGUUCGAUGGGGCGCUCAUUGACAACGAUGGACAGAUGGAGGUCUCUCUGGUGACCAGGCUUAGCAAUCUCGACCAGUCCGAGGUGGUGACGACCAUAGACAACACCAAGAGCGUUAUCGCACUCCUGCGCAGGAUCAACGCCGCGCAGGAGGUCGAAGGGAUCGUCGAAGGGGCUCUCAUGGCCAGCAGUACGUUGGAACUCAUGAGUAUUUCCAUGCCUUGCAUCAUCGCGAUUGCGAAGUUAUCCCUUCUCGAGCUCACAGUUCCAAUCGUGCCAGCAGAAAUGGGUACUUCCGACGUCGCGCAGAUUGCCCUGCCGGCCUCCGAUGCCAUCGACAAGUUCUGGACAGCCUUCAACAAGGUGACCCUUGAGUUCAAAGCCUUGUCGGCAGACAUCAUUUCCAAGAUUGGGCCAGAUUCUCCAUUGCGGACCACGCUCGCGAAGUACGUCGAUCGGGUGUCGCAGGACGCGUUCACCAUCGGGAAAAUAAUUCAGGCCAAGGUGGAGGUGGACAGCAACGAGCUGCAGAACAUCACGCCCGACUUCAAGCCGUUCUACAAGAAGUUAGAUGAGCACUUCGAUUCCAUCAUAGACUUCCCUGAUCGGGAGAGGCUCAGCCACUUGGUCAAGGAGCUGAAUGGGGCUUCUGGGCUGGGCAUCAAAGCGUUCCAGCGGGCGUGCGACACGCUCGGCGGCACGGCCAUUCCAACCGACGACAUGCAGAAGAAACUUCACGAAGUGAAGGAGAUCCGCAAAAAGGCUCGGACUGCUGUGACCGUGCGGUCGGCCACGAUCAUCCUGAAGAAAAAGAAGAGCGCAGACGUGAAACAUUUUUUUGUCCAGGCGAGUAGCUUGGGCGUGACAGUGCCUGGCGAGCUGAAGAGCCGCUUGGAGGCACUGCAGAAGCAAUCCCUCAGCUCGGAGCUCGGCGAGGUCGUCACAGGUUGCGACGCCGCCACUGGCCACUGCCGCCGCGAGCCAAGAUCCAGCCCCGACCGCGGUGGCCAUCCUGAGCUCUGCGCGGCGCCCGCCAGGCGGCACCCCACACUGCUGGUGCUGGUCACGAAGCUUCACCUCGAGGCUGGGCGGCUCCGGUGCAAGCGGGUCGGUGAAGCGAUCUUCGGCCAACCCUUCUGGGGGCCCGUCUACGGGCAGGAACGCCUGCUCCGCGACUCGCCCAGCACGUCCGACGGCAGAUGGCUUGGCCGUCUCGGCCUCUGCUGGGGGCACGCCACGCGCCGGGCCCCGGGGGACCACAUCGACGCAGAGGGCGUACUGACCUUCAAGCUGGAGACAUUCGUCAACCUGAAGGUCUCCCAGUGGGACUGCAGCUGCCUCUCCGCAGAGCUCCCCUGCGCCGCCGUGGUCGGCAGCCCCUUCACCCCGGAGCUGAGGCGAGAUGGCUUCCCGUGGCCGAGGGACGACCCUCGCGGAGACUAUAUGGAGCUCGACCUAAAUUGCAACGUGGAGUACUACAUGGACCUGCGUAAGACUCUUGGCUUCAACGCGUUGGGGCUCCUUCUCUUCAUGCCCUUGUCUCGAGAUAUUACGAAGUACUACGUCGAGUGCCCGCUUCAGAACAACUCGGUGAUGACGCCUCAGUCGAGGCUGCUCUUCCUCGACCGCACGCACAUGCGCGACGAGGUCGAGCAGAAGGCCUUCCGCGCGGUGGCCGACGCGAUCCGCGACGAGAGCUUCCUGAAGCCCUGCGAGGUGGUGGUGGAGAGGAUGGCCGAGGAGCAGGAGGCGGAGGGGCCGAGGGGCACGGAGGCGUCCGCCGACCUGCCCGCGGACCUGCCCGCGGGCGCCCGGGCGCAGCAGCACAGGGCGAAGAAGCGCGAGAGCAGCGCGAAGCGGAAGCAGUCCCCCAAGCCGAAGCGGCCGCCGCAGCGGUCACCCGCGCCCCCCGGGGGUGCGAAGUCCCCCGCGCCACGCCCGAAGGCGUCCCCGAAGGCGGGCCAGCAGGCCGCCCGCACCGCCAGGGCUCCGGCGCACCGUGCCCGCAGCCCCGCCGGCGACUGGUGGAGCGGCGCGACGGAGGGCCGCCCGCAGGGCGGGGGCAGCUGGAAGGGCGGCGGCGCGGGCGCUGGCGCGGGCGGCAGGGGCCAGGGCCGGCAGCAGAGCCGGCCUCGCUCGCAGAGCCGCCGCGGCAAGGCGGCGGGCCACAGGGACCGGGGCGGCUGGGCCCCGGAGCAGCAGCCCCGCCAGCAGCAGGCGUAUCCGGCCAUGCCGCCUGGCAACCAGGGCGUGGUCAUGCCGAUGCCCCCGAUGGCUGGAUACCCCGCGCCCCAUGGACAGUUCCAGGGCAACGAGGUUCCAGGGCACUGGGCACCGCCGCCGGCGUACCCGAGGCAGCAGGCAUUUGGCGUGCAAUUUGCUCAGAACCCCCUCGCCCGGUGCCGUGGAAGCCAGUUGCCCUCGAGGCGAAGCUACUGGGGCCGGAUCGGGGCACCGAGACCUCUGGGAUACGCUUUCGUGGACGUCAUCAUCGAGUACGACUCGGAAUACGCGGCCGGUGUGCGGCUGGCGCUGCUGGCGCUGUCGGGGGUCGAGCGAGGGCUGCCCUGCAUCCUCGGGGGGCCGGGCGGGCGGGGGCCGUGCGGUCGCCUCGCCUCCGGGCUCACGCCGGCCUGA
Messenger RNA from Prorocentrum cordatum, 5019 nucleotides. The record is from the annotation of a GenBank genome assembly. Lineage: Eukaryota; Dinophyceae; Prorocentrales; Prorocentraceae.